Messenger RNA from Dipodomys spectabilis (banner-tailed kangaroo rat), 1759 nucleotides. RefSeq names its product SPARC (osteonectin), cwcv and kazal like domains proteoglycan 3 (gene Spock3). The transcript has 11 exons. The record is from RefSeq and is a predicted model, not a curated record. Lineage: Eukaryota; Metazoa; Chordata; Mammalia; Rodentia; Heteromyidae. Gene Ontology annotation, molecular function: protein binding; calcium ion binding. Bases 171 to 1469 code for a protein of 432 amino acids.
GCGGGCGGGGGAGGGGAGGCGGGAUGCGGGGAGCGCGGGGCGCGGGGCGCUGAGUGGACGGCUGAGACGGCGGCGCGAGCCGCAGCAGCGCCCGCGAGCCGCGCGUUGGCACAGCCGGGCUGCGUUGCCAGGCAGGAGCUGCGAUCCCGGCGGCGCGGGCGCACAACAAGAUGUUCAAGGUGUCGGCCGUGGUGUGUGUGUGUGUCGCGGCUUGGUGCGGUCAGGCGCUGGCGGCGGCCGUGGCGCUGGCCGCGGCCGGGGGGCGGUCGGACGGUGGUAAUUUUCUGGAUGAUCAACAAUGGCUCACCACCAUCUCUCAGUAUGACAAGGAAGUCGGACAGUGGAACAAAUUCCGAGACGAUGAUUAUUUUCGCACUUGGAGUCCAGGAAAACCCUUUGAUCAAGCUUUAGAUCCAGCUAAAGAUCCAUGCUUGAAAAUGAAAUGUAGUCGCCAUAAAAUGUGCAUUACUCAAGACUCUCAGACUGCAGUCUGUGUUAGUCAUCGGAGGCUUACACACAGUAUGAAAGAAACAGGGACAGGCCAGAAGCCAUGGAGAAGCCUCACAUCAUCCACUUGCAAGCAGUGCUCAGGAGUGUACACCAGCCCUGUUUGUGGUUCUGAUGGCCAUUCCUUCUCUUCUCAGUGCAAACUAGAGUACCAGGCAUGUGUCUUAGGAAAACAGAUUUCUGUGAAAUGUGAAGGACGGUGCCCAUGUCCCUCAGAUAAGUCCACCAGUUCAAGCAGAAAUGUUAAGAGAGUGUGCAGUGACCUGGAGUUCAGAGAAGUGGCCAAUAGGUUACGGGACUGGUUCAAGGCCCUUCAUGAAAGUGGAAGCCAGAACAAGAAGGCCAAAGCAUUACUGCGGCCAGAAAGGAGCAGAUUUGAUACAAGUAUUUUGCCAAUUUGCAAGGAUUCCCUUGGCUGGAUGUUUAACAGACUGGAUACAAACUAUGACCUGCUGUUGGACCAGUCAGAGCUUGGGAGCAUCUACCUUGAUAAGAAUGAGCACUGUGUCAAGGCAUUCUUCAAUUCUUGUGACACCUACAAGGACAGUUUGAUAUCCAACAAUGAGUGGUGCUAUUGCUUCCAAAGACAGCAAGACCCACCUUGCCAGACAGAACUCAGCAAUAUCCAGAAGCGACAAGGGGUAAAGAAGCUCCUAGGACAGUACAUCCCCCUGUGUGAUGAAGAUGGCUACUACAAGCCAACACAGUGCCAUGGCAGUGUGGGGCAGUGUUGGUGUGUCGACAGAUACGGAAAUGAAGUCAUAGGAUCCAGAAUAAAUGGAGUUGCUGACUGUGCUAUAGAUUUUGAGAUCUCUGGAGAUUUUGCAAGUGGAGACCUCCGUGAAUGGACUGAUGAUGAAGAUGAUGAUGAUAUGAUGAAUGCUAAAGAAGAAAUUGAAGAUGAUGAUGAAGAUGAAGGGGAUGAUGAUGACGAUGGUGAUGAUCAUGAUGGGUACAUUUGAUCCAGCUGAGGUCAAUAGAGCCUACAUUUCUAAUAUUUACAAAAUUACAGCCUAUUGAGAGUUACCUUCCUACCCCCAAACAAAAUGAUUCUAAACCUCUCAUAUAUUUUGUAUAAUUAUUACAAAUAUUGUAGCAAAAUUCCUAGAACUUUGAUGUUUAAAUAAGAGUCAUUUGCUUUCAGUUUAUCUAUGCCUUAGAAAGAAAGACAGUGCAUAUAGAGUAUAGCCAGAAAAAGGGAAGUUGUGAAGAUCUAGGGGAGUAAUUUUUUUCAAAAGAACAAACUUUAUUU